GGUUUGCUGCGGGCGCCGCCGCUGUUGUUGCGGGCGGCCGAGAAGUAUCCGCGGACCCCCAAGUGCGCGCGCUGCCGCAACCACGGCGUGGUGUCCGCGCUCAAAGGCCAUAAGCGCUACUGUCGCUGGAAGGACUGUCUAUGUGCCAAGUGCACGCUCAUCGCCGAGCGCCAGCGCGUCAUGGCGGCACAGGUAGCUCUGCGCAGGCAGCAGGCGCAGGAAGAGAACGAGGCGCGUGAGCUACAGCUGCUCUAUGGCACUGCCGAGGGCCUGGCGCUGGCCGCAGCCAACGGUAUCAUCCCACCGCGGCCCGCCUACGAGGUCUUUGGCACAGUGUGCGCCGCUGACGGCGGGGGGCCCGGUGCGGGAGCGCCCGCGGGGACCGGAGGCGGCGCAGCGGGCGCAGAGGCCAAGUUGCAGAAGUUUGACCUGUUUCCCAAGACGCUGCUUCAGGCAGGCCGCCCGGGCAGCCCUCAGCCGCCGCAGGUGAAACCCUUAUCACCCGACGGCGCGGACUCGGGUCCCAGGACGUCGUCCCCGGAGGUGCGGCCCGGCUCGGGCUCGGAGAACGGCGACGGCGAGUCCUUUUCGGGGUCGCCCCUGGCCCGGGCCUCCAAGGAGGCGGGUGGCAGCUGCCCGGGCAGCGCUGGUCCCGGCGGCGGCGGCGAGGAGGACAGCCCGGGCUCCGACAGCCCUCUGGGCUCCGAAUCCGGUUCAGAGGCUGACAAAGAAGAGGCCGAGGCCGCGCCGGCGCCAGGGUUGGGCGGAGGCCAGGGUCCACGGCAGCGGACGCCGCUGGACAUCUUGACGCGCGUCUUCCCGGGCCACCGGCGGGGUGUCCUGGAGCUGGUGCUGCAGGGCUGCGGCGGCGAUGUGGUGCAGGCUAUCGAGCAGGUGCUGAACCACCACCGCGGAGGCCUGGCCACCGGGCUGGGCCCCGCCGCGCCCCCGGAUAAGGCCGCGGUGGGUGCGGCAGCAGCUGCGGACGACGCGUGGCCGGGCCGCGUCGACGCCUUCAUGGCGCCGUACUCCACCGCCGGGCUGGUGCCCACGCUCGGCUUCCGCCCGCCUAUGGACUACGCCUUCAGCGAUCUCAUGCGCGACCGCUCGGCCGCCGCCGCCGCGGCUGUGCACAAGGAGCCGACCUACGGCGGCGGCCUGUACGGGCCAAUGGUUAACGGCGCCCCUGAGAAGCAGUAG
Messenger RNA from Galeopterus variegatus (Sunda flying lemur), 1200 nucleotides. RefSeq names its product DMRT-like family A2 (gene DMRTA2). Gene Ontology annotation, molecular function: protein binding; RNA polymerase II cis-regulatory region sequence-specific DNA binding; DNA-binding transcription factor activity, RNA polymerase II-specific. Lineage: Eukaryota; Metazoa; Chordata; Mammalia; Dermoptera; Cynocephalidae. Gene Ontology annotation, cellular component: nucleus. The annotation marks the transcript as partial. Gene Ontology annotation, biological process: regulation of transcription by RNA polymerase II; germ cell development; sex differentiation. The record is from RefSeq and is a predicted model, not a curated record. The transcript is spliced from 3 exons.